AUGCUGUUUUAUUUAAAUUCCCCAUCUUGCAUUCGGGCGGUGAAAAUUAUAAAAACCUCAAUAAAAUUUGCUUCGAACAAAGUUUUUAAAGAUGUGAGCACAAAAGAUCGAAACACUUCAAAAUCUGUUGAGAGUGAGGAUGUAUUACCUGCUGUUGGUAUAGAGCUAUCUGUUGAGAGUGGUAGGGAGGAUGUAUUACCUGCUGUUGGUAUAGAGCUAUCUGUUGAGAGUGAGGAUGUAUUACCUGCUGUUGGUAUAGAGCUAUCUGUUGAGAGUGAGGAUGUAUUACCUGCUGUUGGUAUAGAGCUAUCUGUUGAGAGUGAGGAUGUAUUACCUGCUGUUGGUAUAGAGCUAUCUGUUGAGAGUGAGGAUGUAUUACCUGCUGUUGGUAUAGAGCUAUCUGUUGAGAGUGAGGAUGUAUUACCUGCUGUUGGUAUAGAGCUAUCUGUUGAGAGUGAGGAUGUAUUACCUGCUGUUGGUAUAGAGCUAUCUGUUGAGAGUGAGGAUAUAUUACCUGCUGUUGGUAUAGAGCUAUCUGUUGAGAGUGAGGAUAUAUUACCUGCUGUUGGUAUAGAGCUAUCUGUUGAGAGUGAGGAUAUAUUACCUGCUGUUGGUAUAGAGCUAUCUGUUGAGAGUGAGGAUGUAUUACCUGCUGUUGGUAUAGAGCUAUCUGUUGAGAGUGAGGAUGUAUUACCUGCUGUUGGUAUAGAGCUAUCUGUUGAGAGUGAGGAUGUCUUACUUGCUGUUGGUAUACAGCUAUCUGUUGAGAGUGAGGAUGUAUUACCUGCUGUUGGUAUAGAGCUAUCUGUUGAGAGUGAGGAUGUCUUACUUGCUGUUGGUAUACAGCUAUCUGUUGAGAGUGAGGAUGUAUUACCUGCUGUUGGUAUAGAGCUAUCUGUUGAGAGUGAGGAUGUAUUACCUGCUGUUGGUAUAAAGCUAUUUGUUGAGAGUUAG
Molecule: messenger RNA, 954 nt
Organism: Parnassius apollo (apollo)
Lineage: Eukaryota; Metazoa; Arthropoda; Insecta; Lepidoptera; Papilionidae
Source: the annotation of a GenBank genome assembly